UAUACAUAAGAGCUGGUCUUUCUUUUGAUAUCGAUCUUGCCAGGAGUGUUAAACGAAAAUCAAAAGUAAAUUUCCGUACGUAUAACAAGAAAAACGUCUCGUUUAAUAUAAACAGUAAAAUAUCACUCUCAUCAUGGACAGUUCGAUUGUGUUUAAGUUAUUUUCAUCGAAUACGGUGUUUAUUCUUUUGCCAUGUGUUUUGUUGACAUUGAUAAUGUUACUAGUGGAGAAAAAAUCGAAGAAAAACUUUUCGGAUGAAGCAUUUGUGAAACGAGCACCAGGCCCAAUGUCAUUACCGAUAUUAGGUAAUCUGUACAGCAUGGCCGGAUAUGAAUUACCAUAUCAGUCGUUCGGUGUUUUGGCUAAAAAAUUCGGUGACAUCAUCAACUUGAAAUUGGGACCACAACAGGCGGUCGUUGUUAAUGGAAUCGAUAAUAUCAAAGAGGUUCUGAUUGCGAAAUCAUCACAUUUCGAUAGUCGGCCGAACUUCAAGAGAUAUCACGAUUUAUUCUCCGGCAAUAAAGAAAAUUCUUUGGCAUUUUGUAACUGGUCUGAUAUUCAAAAGAAACGUCGUGACAUGCUUGUUCAACACUCAUUUCCUCGUAACUUUUCAUUACGAUUCAACCAACUGAAUGACAUCAUCGCUAAUCAAAUGCAGUCAACAAUUUGCGAUGUCAAGACGAAAAUAGCAGAUAACCAAUUAAUUGCCAUCAAGCCACUCAUGUUACAGUCGUGCGCCAACAUCUUUACGCAAUACUUCUGUUCGAGAAGUUUUUCCACCACUGACAAAGGUUUCCAGAAGAUGAUCUACAAUUUUGACAAAAUUUUCUACGAAGUCAACCAAGGCUACCUGGCCGAUUUCUUCCCAGUUUUGUUGCCGUUAUUCCAUUCGAGGAAUUUGAAAAGAAUGGAAAAUUGGUCCCACGAAAUCCGACAAUUCAUUUUGGAUAACAUCAUCGAAAAUCGUAAGGACACAUGGACAGCCAGCAACGAACAGAGCGAUUACGUUGAUUCGUUGGUCGAUCAUGUAACACAAAAUUUGGAACCGAAAAUGGAAUGGGAAACAGCACUGUUCGCAUUGGAAGACAUUAUCGGCGGUCAUUCUGCAGUUGGAAAUUUCUUGGUAAAAGUUUUCGGCUACAUUGUCCAAAAUCAGCAUGUGCUGAAGAAGAUCCAACAAGAAGUCGAUGAAACCAUCGAAUGCAAACAGGGUAAUUCAACAAUUGAAUUAAGCGAUCGCAACCAGAUGCCAUACACCGAAGCGGUUAUCAUGGAAGCAUUACGUAUGAUUGCAUCACCAAUUGUACCACAUGUCGCGAACCAGAACAGCACAGUUGGUGGAUAUUUUGUUGAGAAAGACACGUUGAUCUUUUUGAACAAUUACGAGCUCAGUAUGUCUGAAGAGCUAUGGGUAAAUCCGAAGGAAUUCAAUCCAGAACGAUUUAUCCGGGACGGACGAGUAUUCAAACCAGAUUUCUUUCUACCAUUCGGAGCUGGCCGACGCUCUUGUAUGGGAUAUAAAUUGGUUCAGUAUUUGAGCUUUUCGAUUCUGACCAACCUUUUACAAACAUUCGAUGUGACAACAAUUGAUGGUGGUAAGAUAACGGUUGAAGCUGGAAAUUUAGCCGUAGACGAAAAGUCGUUUGAAUUCAAAUUUAAGGAACGUUGUUAGGUUUUCUUUUUAUUAUUUUGAUCUCAAAAAUUUAUUAUAUAUUGUAGGUGAAUGGGUCUGUUUGAUUGUACGUUUGCUUGUUGUUACCUGUUUGCAAUUACAAAAUUUUUUAAUUUAUUAUUUAUAAGAUCAUUGAUGUAGAUCGAUUUGAAAAGUUUAUUUUAUUCAAAAAUAUUUUAUUAAUUUCGAUAGAUUCGAUCAUCUGCUUUAUAAUCAUAUAUACAAUGAUGUAUGUAGUGUAUGUAAAUUUGUUUGUUAGUAAUAUUUUUCUUUACUUAAUGCUGUAUUAAAUGCUACUUCUGUGAUCUGUAUAUCUUAGAGCCAACAACAACAACAAAAAAAUGUUAAAAAAUAACACGAAGCAUUUUUCCAAAGUGCUAAAUAUCUAGACGAAAAAUGUAAUUUUGAUUCAUAAGAAUAAUUCUUUAAAUUUAUGUUACCAAAGAGCGA
Messenger RNA from Bradysia coprophila, 2122 nucleotides. Its product is annotated as cytochrome P450 307a1-like. The record is from RefSeq and is a predicted model, not a curated record. Gene Ontology annotation, molecular function: iron ion binding; oxidoreductase activity, acting on paired donors, with incorporation or reduction of molecular oxygen; monooxygenase activity. NCBI's taxonomy places the organism in Eukaryota, Metazoa, Arthropoda, Insecta, Diptera, Sciaridae.